CACUGAGAACCCUCCCAAUUCUUCUUCACACUCUAUUUUAAUUUACCCAUAAAUUCAUUCAUCAAAAACAAUUCCACGAAAUAUAUUCUCAUUUUCAUUUCAAAUUGCUUGGAAAGCUGGCGAAAAUGCCUGAAGAAGAUUCAAAAAAGGUGAAGAAAGAACAAGUCGAAGAAGAAGACGACGACGGCGAGAGCUUAGCCUCCGCAUUCGCUAAUCGCAGGAAAAAAUCUCUCAGCACCACCAAUGCCAGGAAAGAGCAGCAAAGCAAACUGAAAAAAGAGGAACACGAUGAAGAUUUCAAAGAGCUCGCCUCAAACAAACCUCCCCCUAAGGGGCAGAAGAAGAGGAAGAAGGAAGAGGAAGUGGCGAAGAAGGGAUCCAGAGGCGGUGAGAGUAAGAAGAGAGAGAAGAAAGUAUUCGAUUUGCCUGGUCAAAAGAGGGAUCCUCCUGAGGAAAGAGAGCCAUUGAGAAUUUUCUAUGAAACGCUGUACAAUCAGGUGCCAGCUAGUGAGAUGGCUGCAAUAUGGAUGAUGGAGUGUGGUUUGCUUCCAAAGGAGAAAGCAAAAAAUGUCUUUGACAGAAAACAGAAGAAGGCACAACAGCAGAAUCUCAGUUCACCAAUGAAAACUGUUGUCACUGUCAAGAAGAAAGCUGAAGGUGUUACUGUUACCAAUAAAUCAUCAACCGUCCCUGUUUCGGCCCAGAAGAAGACACCGGGUACAAAUCCGAAGAAGCAGUCGAGGAAAGGAAAGAGCAACGAUUCUGAUGAAGACUCGGAUGAUGAUUUUGUUAGUACUAAAAGGCCAAAGAAAGGAAGAGCAUAGAAUCUUAUGCUAAUUGGUAGCCUAUUGACUUCUUUUUUUUUUCUCUCUUGAUGUGAUGAAUCUUCAUUGAUUUUCAACAUGAUGACUUGGAGCUUCAUCUUUUAAGGAAAGAAAGGGCUUCGCUUGUUUA
Salvia splendens (bonfire salvia) is the source of this 954-nucleotide messenger RNA. RefSeq lists its product as uncharacterized. Lineage: Eukaryota; Viridiplantae; Streptophyta; Magnoliopsida; Lamiales; Lamiaceae. The coding region runs from base 126 to 824 and encodes 232 amino acids. The record is from RefSeq and is a predicted model, not a curated record. The transcript has 4 exons.